AUGAACUCAAAAGUUGUUGUAUUUUCGAUAGCUCUAUGCGGCGCUAUCUAUAGUCAACCGCUCGCGACACCGGAAGGUAAGCGAUCUGAAUUUUUUAGGACUUCUCAAGGUUCCAAAACAAAAAAACGAAACUUUCAACUUUACCACUUUUUAGAAUCUUCAGAAGCACAAUUUGAUAUUAAAAUCGUGAAAAGAACAAUAAACGCGGCUUGAAAAUAUUCCGCAGUAUCCUACGUUCUGUUCCUCUCGUCAGCGGUGAAUCGGCUAUAUUGAAUACAAAAAGUAGAAAAUUUGUGUUAAUUCUUCGAAAUCGGCCUUGUUAUGUACAAUCUAUCUUAUUUUCCACCUCAAAGGAAAAACUGAUUUCACAUUCUAAAGCCUCGGCUUUUAGCCAAUUACUCAAGAUAUAGAUAAGAUAAUCCCUCCCUCGCAUGAUUCCUUUACCCUUACGGAUAAAGUUCAAAACUAAUCUGGUUCACCUUUAUCAAAGUUUAAAGAAAGAGAAACAUUUUCUUUUUGUGAAUUAUUAGUUUGAUCGCGAAUAACUUCCUCGUUGAACGUUCACGUCAGUUUUUUUUCAGUGAAAAAAAAGUUAGAAAGGGCUAAUUUAAAAAAAAGAUUUUAACACUUUGAAAAGUAAGAACCGUCUUAAAAUCACAAGAACUUAAGAAAAGGUUUUAAAAAAAAAUUUUUUCUCUACAUCGAAAAUGAAAUCAACAGAUUUAGCACUACGCACCUGAUAGCAUCACCUUAUCAAGAUAUUUUGGGAUAUAUUGUUUUAUUAUGUUCAAGAGAUCAAAUUACCUGACGUUUUCGGCUUUUGAAUCAACUGAACCACUUCUAAAGAAAACGUCAAAAAAAGUUCAAAUAGUUCUGGCACGACAAAAAUUCAUGGCGUGUUCAUCGUAGAAACGGAACAUGCUUCAAAACGAAAAAUCGUGUUCAUCGGAGCGCCAAACUUACUUACUUAGAUACUUAAAUGGUCCAUCUUCGCUUUCGACCUUUUAUUGUCUUUUAUUGAUCGAAGCGUGGACCACACGUUUUCCAGGAGGUCUUAUGCAAUCGAUCAUCCAGUGUUGUCGUCCUGGUUGACUGGUAUUCUUGCGAAAAAGUUCCACCCAUGGUGUUGAACGUGUUAUAGCAUAAUUGUGGUCUGAUAAUCUUUUUUGCCUUGCCAUGGCUAAAAAAAGACCGCCCAUUCUGUUAACAGAAGCAGGCCGAACUGCGUGACCGGUGUACCGUUAGCCGCCAUAAAUGGCGUUGCCUCCUCAUCAACGCCUAGAGAUGGUACUUGAAAGGGUGCCAAAGUUGGUGUAAAACAGUACUAACUUUUGUUUUGGAGCAUUUUUUUUUGCGUUUCGAAGCAAUUUUCGUUUUGUCCAAUGAACACGCCAUCAAUGAAUCUCACAAUUAGUAAAAUAAAAUGCAAAAGGAAGGCGUUUAGAUGAUUAUUCUGUAUUUAUCACCGCAAACUAGUGAUAAAUGAAGUAAUAUUUCCUGUCAAUAUCGCAAUUUUUAUUAAGAGAUUGAGAUGACACACAAAAAAAACCUGAGCUUUGAGAAGAGAUAUUUUUUAGUGGUAUGUUUUAUUCUUUCUGUCUGACGUUGCAAUAUUUCUGCUUACGUAGCCUUCAAAACCAGUGUUUCUAUAAUAAGAUAAACGUGAAACUGACGAAACGCCAGAAACAUUCGCUCCGAUUCGGUUAAAAAGAGGCGAAGACGUCAUGUCCUUGCUGCUUCUGACAUCCCACGGGUUGGCUCGUAAUCAGUUUGAACUCUGAAAAAGAACAUUUUCCUGGAAAUGGCUCAUUUCAAUAAAACUAAGUAGAAAAGAGAACCCAAAACUUUCAGAUAAAGACUGUUCGGCGACCGACUGUCAGGAAAGUCCGCUCGCCACGAACCGAUUCAACGAUAACAAGUUCGCCAGUUUGUUCCGGAGGCUCAUAUCGAAAAACCCUGGUUUGUGAAUUACAUAAGUUAGCUUUGAACGUACCUACGGUUAAAAAAAUAUUCCAAUACCUAAAAAAAAUGAUAUUCCAAUACCUAAUUUUGAUUUAUUUUACUUGAUAUGUAUUUAAUCAUAAUUUUUCAGUUGAUUUACCAUCUUGUCAAGUCGAUGAUGAUUGUCCUCCGGAAUACGCAUGCUACGAGCCGACGUCGCGCUGCCGUUCUCGUAAGAGGAUCAUAAACAUUUAUAGUCGCUGGUGA
Messenger RNA from Caenorhabditis auriculariae, 2208 nucleotides. NCBI's taxonomy places the organism in Eukaryota, Metazoa, Nematoda, Chromadorea, Rhabditida, Rhabditidae. The record is from the annotation of a GenBank genome assembly.